Aptenodytes forsteri (emperor penguin) is the source of this 1110-nucleotide messenger RNA. RefSeq names its product prolyl 3-hydroxylase family member 4 (non-enzymatic) (gene P3H4). The record is from RefSeq and is a predicted model, not a curated record. Gene Ontology annotation, cellular component: endoplasmic reticulum. The transcript is spliced from 8 exons. Gene Ontology annotation, biological process: peptidyl-lysine hydroxylation; collagen fibril organization. Gene Ontology annotation, molecular function: protein binding; collagen binding. NCBI's taxonomy places the organism in Eukaryota, Metazoa, Chordata, Aves, Sphenisciformes, Spheniscidae. Bases 1 to 1110 code for a protein of 369 amino acids.
AUGGCGCUGGGAGGCUGCGGCCGGCGGAAAGGCACGGCGGGGGGAAGGCGGAGAGGUGGGGCCAGCCCGGCCGCCCCUUCCCGCGGGAUGCCUGCCCAGCCCCGGCCCAGCUGGAAUUUCUGUACACGUCUCUUCGGGCGGCUGCUGCGCCGCGCCGGCUGCCUGCGCGCCUGCAAGCGCGACCUGCCCGUCUUCCAGCUGCGCUACCCCCCCGCGCAAACGCUGCGCGACUUCCAGCGCCGCCUGCCCUACCAGUACCUGCACUACGCGCUCUUCAAGUCAAAUAAGAUCGAGAAAGCGGUGUCCGCUGCCCACACCUUCCUGCAGAAGAACCCCAAGCACGAGAUGACCUUGAAGUACCUGAACUAUUACAGGACGAUGCUGGACGUGGAUGAAUACCUGGUCGACCUGGAGGCUCAGCCCUAUGAGCCGAUAUUCGUGCGGUCGGUGAAGCUGUACAACAACGGGGAUUUCCGGAGCAGCGCGGCCGACAUGGAGCAGGCGCUGGCUGAGUAUUACAAGGCGUACGAGGACUGCCUGGCCGGCUGUGAGGGUGCCUAUGAACUGCAGGAGUUCAAGGACUUCUACCCUGCCAUCGCAGACCACUUUGUGAGCGUGCUGCAGUGCAAGGUGGACUGCGAGACUGAGCUCACCCCCAAUGUGGGCGGCUACUUCGUGGAGAAGUUCGUGGCCACCAUGUACCACUACCUGCAGUUUGCCUACUACAAGCUGAACGACGUGCGGGAUGCGGUACGCAGCGUCUCCAGCUACAUGCUCUUCGACCCGGGUGACGCCGUGAUGCAGCAGAACCUGGUCUACUACCGCUUCCACCGUGAGCGCUGGCGCCUGCAGGAGGAGGACUUUGAGCCCCGGCCGGAAGCCGUGCGCUACCACAACCGGACAGCUGCCCAGAAGAAGAUGCUGGACUUCGCCAGGCAGUACCUGCAGGCUGACGAUGAGAUGGAGGUGGACGGCGGCGAGGGGCUGGAGGCACGGGACCUGCCCUCUGACGGCGAGUUUGAGGGCGAAGGCGACUACGAGGAGGGCUUCUUCGCAGAGUGGUGGCAGGAGCCCAAGACCAAGGGGGACAAAGCCGACCAAGGUUCCUGA